UUAAAUUACCCAUAUGACCCCUUAUAGUACCCUAUACGUAUUUUCGAAUUCUGCUCGCGGAACACAAAACUAUAUAGACCAUUGGAUUUUAAAUUUCCCGUGGACAGAUAUUUCCCGAUAUCCUAAAAUAUGUAGGUAUAGCCGGUAUAGGGUAGACACUAGACACCGAGAAAUGCAGGUUACAAAGUUGAAAGGUGUACCCAGUUGUCGUGGACAUGCUGCAGUACCUACAUGUCAUUAUAUAAUUGUUAUGUUGUUCAGCGAAUGGUCGCAAGAGUUCAACAACUACAAUUGGAAAAAAUAUCAUAGUAGCUGGAAGCCGGACACCGGAUAUAGAAGCGACGCGCUGAUAGGUCAUUUGCCUCUGAGGACGUUUGGUGACGGUGAUUAUCACAGUGCUACUAUGAAGUUGGAACUUCACUCCGAGGACAUGAACAAACAAUGUGCACAGGGGUUGGACGUAUUCUACAUAUUGAUCCACAGUCCGGCCGAAUGGCCCGACAGGUCACAUCCAACAUUGUUAGCCAGCGUCAAUAUGAUCUCGACUAUUUCAAUUAAACCGUAUGUGGUUACUACCGCCGAGGAGCUGAUACCGUGGGAUCCCCAAAUAAGACAUUGUUACUUUCAAAACGAGAGAAAACUCAAAUUUUUCAAAGUUUACACUAAAAAUAAUUGCAUUUUGGAGUGUCGCAGCUUUAAUAUUUUGGCGCAGUGUGGCUGUGUGCCUUUUUAUUACUUAAGAACGAAAAACACGCCAGUUUGCGGACCUGCUAAAAUGCCAUGUUGGGUUACUGCGUCACAGACUUCGUCGGAUGCAUGUGAUUGUUUACCGGGAUGCACUGAAUUUUUUUUCAAAACAUCGACAAUGAAUGCGCAACUCACUGAAUCUGUAAAAAAAGAAAAUGAAACUGACCUAGCACCUAGUUCGGUGAUAUUAAGUGUUUAUUAUCAGAGUAAAAAUUUCAUUGGACAUAAUCGAAUAAUGACUUUUACGUUCGGUCAAUUCAUGGGUAACGUGGGAGGUAUAAUGGGACUGUGCUUGGGGUUUAGCUUUUUGAGCUUGGUUGAGAUUAUUUAUUUUUUAACACUCAGACCACUCGUCAACUUUUGUAACGCAAAAAGAAAAUUGAAAAAAGUUGAUCCAACACGCGUGUUGGGAGAAGAACCAAUUUGAUCUAAUUUAGUUUCGUCGGCAGAUGAAUAGUGCCUUGCUAUUUAGUUAAAUGAACUAUUGUUAACUAUCUCUUAUAAAAUAUUAUUACAGAUAUUGCUGGAAAACCGGAGAUACGCGAUACUCUUAUACACAUAAUAAUAAAUUAUUAGUUUUCACAACAAAUUUUUAGUAUCUGAUUCUUUGUAUUUACAUAAUAUAAUAUAAUAUUUAUAUUGAAGAAAACUUUAAACUAUAAACUAUAUUGGAAUAAUGGAAUUAAUAUCAAUAAUUUGUUAUAUUGCAGUAUUGUUAUGUGCUAAACUGAU
This is a messenger RNA of Myzus persicae (green peach aphid), 1479 nucleotides long. RefSeq names its product pickpocket protein 28-like. Lineage: Eukaryota; Metazoa; Arthropoda; Insecta; Hemiptera; Aphididae. The transcript is spliced from 6 exons. Gene Ontology annotation, cellular component: membrane. Gene Ontology annotation, biological process: sodium ion transmembrane transport. The coding region runs from base 14 to 1174 and encodes 386 amino acids. Gene Ontology annotation, molecular function: ligand-gated sodium channel activity. The record is from RefSeq and is a predicted model, not a curated record.